Messenger RNA from Symbiodinium sp. CCMP2456, 1095 nucleotides. NCBI's taxonomy places the organism in Eukaryota, Dinophyceae, Suessiales, Symbiodiniaceae. The record is from the annotation of a GenBank genome assembly.
AUGAAAAUUAGCUCAGACAUUGUUCGAGCGCUGGCGCAGCUUGCAGAACAGGCCGUUGCCAUGGGCAUCGACUACAAGACUCUCGGGAUCGGCUGGCACCAUCCCUCCUCGCGGACGAGCUAUCGGCGCUGCGAGCACCGGUCCACCCGCUCGCCGGCCUCGCGCCAAAGGCAAAAGGCAUCCAAAGCUCGGCUCGUGGAGGCACUUGCUUCUGCAGCGGACUUCAAGCUGGACAUGCGGAGUACGCUGAUAGAAGAAUUUCUCCGCGAGAUCGGCGUGGCACAUGAAGCCAGCCUGCGUGAGUCCGCCACCUGGCCCGGUGUCGUGUCUGCUCUGGAGGCAGAACUGCUACUGCCACUCCGCGCUCUUAAUGAGUGUCGCAUGCUGCAGACCAUGUGUGGCGCUCCACUUCCUGAAGAUGAGCUGAAGCGAGUUGUGCUGUCUCUCACAGAGGCGGUGCUAAAAAGCAGUACCGGCUUCGCUGACUGGCGGUACAGCACACCCAGGGGUCAAGACCAGUUGUGUGGAUUGUCUGAUCAUCAGAUCAUGCUCUGGCGAGAACCGACUGCACAAGAGCAUGCAGCUGGACUAAAGACGCACGAGGACGCGGUUGGAGAAUUGGGCUUCUUUUGGGCAACGAAGAUCGGAGGCCCAUCUCAUGGCUUCGAUUACGAAAGCCAAUGCAUUCUGCCUUUGCUUGCAAACGCGCGGCACAAGGUAAUUCUGGUCAGCGACCCGACUUGGACAGAUCACCCGGUUGGGAGAGCACAUUGGCGUUUGCUUUGGUCUGUUGGGUGUGGCAAGAAGCAGCCGGAACCUCGCCUAUGGUUGGAGACAGUGAACGCCGAUUUCGAAGCCCCUGUCUCAUCAGAAGGUUGGGAGACCGCCGUUCUGACCCACGCGAUUUCCAAAGCAGAUGCGAUGUGUAUACCACUCUCGGUAGACCUGAUGCAGGCGACUGCUUUGCACUCGCUCCUUGGCAGCUCGAGAGAUGUGGAAGAGAUCUCCGAGAAAAUGCUGCUGCGAGCAAGCAAUGCGAUCGUUGAGGCUUCGGAUUAUCUCAGCUCGGAGCAUGACUGGGUGCUUGGCUGCUGA